CUCGUACAAGCCGGGUUUACUCAGUCGACGGACGACUGUAGCUGAACGUGUACAUAAAUAUUUUUUGUCAAGUUGUUCAAAAAAAAAAAAAAUGCAUGUUAGUCAAAUUGUUGGCGAUCAACGCAAUAGCAAAUUAUUUUGGCGCUUGAUUAUUGCGAUUUUUGCCUUUACCCGAAAUCACGUAAACUCCUCGGAAGAUGAUAAUGAUUAUUUCACAUCAAUUAACGGCUUAGAGACUUUAAUGAACACCGAACAAACACUGCUAAUAGAUCUAAAGGAUUAUGUGUUUAAAGCUAAGCAACAAAUUAAUCUUUUAGAAAAAGAAAUUUCAAAAAUUGCCAGAGAACAUGACUUAGCGUCGCAGAAUUUGGAAAAUUAUUUGGCCAAUCCGGUGAAUGCUUAUAAGUUAAUGAAAAGAUUAUAUGUAGACUGGGAGAUGUACGAAGAGCAAAUCGCUGAAGUAAUAAAUUUCUUUAAAUUAAUGGAUGAGAGGAGGAAAAAUUUUCAUUUUCCUCAGCUCGAAGAUUUCGAGGAAUCUGCCAUAGCUUUAGUCAGAUUACAGGAAACUUACCAGUUAACUGUGCCGGAAAUUGCCGCUGGUAAAUUAAAUGGUAUAAAAUAUGGAUAUGAUAUGACUUGGACGGAUUGCCUAGUUCUGGGCCGACAAUUAUUUCACAUGGAAGCUUAUAAUCAAACCAAAUUUUGGUUGCAAGAAUCAGUUAAGCGUUUACAACAAGAGCCGGAUAAACUUGAAUUGUUGCCUUCCGAUUUUCUCCAAGAGCCCACUGAACACUUGGUACGUUUGGGUGAUACGGACACUGCUUUGCAACUUUACAAAAUUAUAGCAAAACACAAUGAAGACGACAAAGGUUCUUUUAAAAUAAAAGAAAUGAUUCAAUCUAGUGAAACACUCCCUUACGCUGGCAGUGAUAAUGGAUAUAUUUGGGAAACAAAAUAUCAUAAAACGGCUGAGUUUAAUAUUUAUGGAAAAAUUUGUCGCGGCGAAGUGACUAAAACACCAAGAGAGCAACGUGAUCUACGGUGCUUUUACGUAUAUGAAAACAAUAAGUUUUCCCGUUUAGCACCUUUCAAAGUUGAAGAACUCAAUUUGGAUCCCGAAGUGAAAAUAUUUCAUAAUAUCCUAACGGACGAGACGAUUGAAAUCAUAAAAAAAUUUGCUUCGCCACACUUAGUACGCUCCACUGUAUUUUCGAAAACGGGAAACGGAAGAGCAAAACACAAUUAUCGUAUCAGUAAGAAUGCCUGGCUGACAUAUGAUUCUCAUCCGUCUUUAUUGAGAAUGUUGCGCGACUUACACGAUAUCACUGGCCUAGAUACGAUGUGUAGUGAACCUUUGCAAGUGGCUAAUUAUGGCCUGGGUGGUCACUAUGAGCCACAUGUUGAUUUUUUUGCAGAUCCACUCCAAUAUCCGACCCAUUUGCCUCGAGUAGCCGGCAAUAGGAUAUCAACUGCCAUAUUCUACCUUUCGGAUGUCGAGCAAGGAGGAGCGACAGCAUUCCCUUACCUAAAACUUGCUGUCAAACCAUUAAAGGGCAGCGUGUUAUUCUGGUACAAUUUACACCGUUCUUUAGACGGUGAUUACCGUACCCGACAUGGUGCGUGCCCAGUGCUCAAAGGCUCUAAAUGGAUUGGCAAUGUUUGGACCCAUGAAGGCGGACAAGAAUUAAUUAGACCUUGCGCCUUGCAUCAAGAUCAUGAAAUUUCAUUGCCUUAUGUAACAGCUAAGUAAUAAUAGCAAUAAUGGAAUAUCCUUUGUCAUCUUUUCAUUCAUAACUCGCACGCACAUACUGCUGAUGACUUUUACAUUUUGCAGCUUUAAGAACAUAAAUCUAUAAAUUAAUUAUAAUUGAAAUACAUACUAAGUUAGACAAAAGCUAACGUUAAUGACUGAAUAAAUGUGAUUUAAAAAAUAAUUGUUUAAAGUCAUUUUAAGAACAACAAAUAAUAGGCAGAAGGUCAUAUAUCCGCCAAAGGGAUAAUUAUUAACUUUUUGAUGACAGUGAUGAGAAUGCAUUGGAAAAGUCAUCAUGCAUUGGAAAUCAUGAAAAGCUUGCAUGUCAUAAAAUUCUACUAAACACUACUACCAGAACUAUACGUUCAUAUAUUUAUGCUACAUAUUUACUGUUAUAAAAUAUUUAUGUUGACCGGAAAUGAGUUGAUAUUAACGGAAAUUGAAUUUAUUUUCUCGCAAUUACUUAUAUCAAGUCAUUUUAACUCUGACCUUUCAAUUAAUCAUUAAGUAAUUGGUCGAGGAAAAAGUUCAUGGUGCUUUUAAUGCAUGCAGUAAAUGCAUAAAUGACGGCAACGACCGUGGAGAAUCAUGCCUCACUCGACCGUGACUAAUCCGUUCAAUAGGUGAGCCGACGAUGCCAGAUUAUUAUGAAAUUGACAGAGCUUAACUGAGAAGUGUUGAUUCAACUAUCGUAUAGCUCGGGCCCUGCCUCGCCUACUUUCUCUUUUUUUGCUCAUCCCCGCAGCAAUCUUUUAACAAUGUAUAGCUGGCUUCAAAAGAGGUCUCACUCGAUUCAGUUUUCCGCGCCGAAAUCUCAAAAUUUCUAAAAUAAUGACGCAAUGACUUUACCAUAAAAAUGAUAAAUGACACGCAUUUCACUAAAUAAAGUCCAAUUAAAAUUGAAUAUGAAAAUGUCCUUUAGUUUUGUUUAAAAAAUGCCACUGAUUUUUUCCUUGAUCUUUUAUAAAUGCAUACAUUUUCUAUUGUAUUUGAAUUCUAUCCUCCACUGAGCUGAUUGCGUUCUCUGCGGAAGCAAAGUUGACCGUAAAUAAUAAUAUUGAAUAGUUAAUAUGAAUUUAAUCUUGUUAUAUAAAAUUAUGAUAAA
Molecule: messenger RNA, 2858 nt
Organism: Glossina fuscipes
Lineage: Eukaryota; Metazoa; Arthropoda; Insecta; Diptera; Glossinidae
Product: prolyl 4-hydroxylase subunit alpha-1-like
Exons: 8
Coding region: 92-1750 (552 amino acids)
Biological process (GO): peptidyl-proline hydroxylation to 4-hydroxy-L-proline
Cellular component (GO): endoplasmic reticulum
Molecular function (GO): protein binding; iron ion binding; procollagen-proline 4-dioxygenase activity
Source: RefSeq, a predicted model, not a curated record